AUGGCCAAACGUGGACAGGUCAUGGUGCGCUGGUCUGCUGUAGCAGAAGCCGUUCAAAGCCAAGACGGAUUCGACCGCCCGGGCUUCGAUGGCAAGAGAGCCCAAAACCGCUUCACUCUGCUCCUCGAAGGACACCGACACAAAGACGAAGAAGGAAAGCGCGCGUCUGGCACCGACGAGGGUUACGGUGAGAAGUUCCAGCUCCUGGACGACUUAUUGUCUGCGUUUGACGACUGGAAAAACGAAGAGAAGGUGCGGCUGGAGGAAGUGCAGCAGGAACCAGACCGGGUGGAUGCCAUGGCCGCGACAAUCCGCGACGAGGCCAUGAAAUCGCUGGGAAAGCGUAAAAAGGCGGGACAGGACGAUGGCGAGGCAGGGUCGGGAGGUGGGAGCGCCAUGACGAAGAUGAUGAAGAUGAUGCACGACGACAGCAAAGCCGACCUCGAGUUCCGUAUGCGUGUGUACGACAGCGACCUGAAGGAGCGCGAAAUUAUUCGUGAAAAGGAGUUCGAGGAUCGUCGAUGCGAGCGAGAGCUGCGUGCAGAGCAACUUCGAUUUCAGCACGAGCAGUUGCGAGUGCAACAUGAAAUGAUGAUGAAAUUACUGUCGACACUCGGUCAAUCUCAAUAA
Messenger RNA from Aphanomyces astaci, 630 nucleotides. RefSeq lists its product as hypothetical. The transcript has a single exon. NCBI's taxonomy places the organism in Eukaryota, Oomycota, Saprolegniomycetes, Saprolegniales, Verrucalvaceae. Bases 1 to 630 code for a protein of 209 amino acids. The record is from RefSeq and is a predicted model, not a curated record.